Nyctereutes procyonoides (raccoon dog) is the source of this 1742-nucleotide messenger RNA. It is a transcript of the gene JAML, whose product is annotated as junction adhesion molecule like. The record is from RefSeq and is a predicted model, not a curated record. Gene Ontology annotation, cellular component: membrane. NCBI's taxonomy places the organism in Eukaryota, Metazoa, Chordata, Mammalia, Carnivora, Canidae. Gene Ontology annotation, molecular function: cell adhesion molecule binding. Gene Ontology annotation, biological process: neutrophil chemotaxis; monocyte extravasation; heterophilic cell-cell adhesion. The transcript has 11 exons. Bases 36 to 1316 code for a protein of 426 amino acids.
GAGCCUCUGAGAGAGUUAAUAAUCUAGAAGGGGAGAUGGCACCUGCACAGGUCUGGAAUAUGAGGCUCUCCUCAAAGAAGGCUGGUUCUGAAGGUUUUAAUUUGAUGACCACGUUUACCCUACUCUCAACCUCUGCAGGAAGAGACUACUGGCAUAAGACUGAAAAAUUGGUGAGCAGCAUGUUUUGCCUACUGAAACUCAUCCUGAUGCCAGUGUUACUGGAUUAUUCCUUGGGCCUGAAUGACUUGAUUGUUUCCUCCCUUGAGCUAACAGUCCGUGUGGGGGAUUCAGCCCUGAUGGGAUGUGUUUUCCAGACUACAGAAGAAAAGCGUGUGAUCAAGGUAGACUGGAUGUUCUCAUCAGGAGAUCGCGCCAAGGAUGAAUAUGUGCUGUACUAUUAUGCCAACCUCAGCGUGCCUGUGGGGCGCUUCCAGAAUCGUGUGCGCUUGGUGGGGGACAUCUUACACAAUGAUGGUUCUCUCCUGCUCCAAGACGUGGAAGAAGCUGACCAGGGAACCUAUACCUGUGAAAUCCGGCUUGAAAAGGAAAGCCUGGUGUUCAAAAAAGCAGUGCUGCUGCAUGUACUACCAGAGGAACCCAAAGAGCUCACAGUCCAUGUAGGGGACUCGACUCAGCUGGGGUGUGUUUUCCAGAGCACAGCAGAAGACAAACACAUGACCAAGGUAGACUGGAUGUUCUCAUCGGGAGAGAAUGCCAAGGAGGAAAUUGUGUUAAGCUAUUACCCUAAACUCAGUGUACCUGUGGGGUACUCCCAGAACUGGGGCCGCUUCCAGAACCGUGUAGCCUUGGUGGGUGACACCUCCCGCAAUGAUGCGUCUAUCAUGCUCCAAGGAGUGAAGGAAUCUGACAGAGGAAGAUACACCUGCAGUAUCCAUCUGGGGAACCUGUCCUUCAAGAAAACCACCACGCUGCAUGUGAUCGUGAAAGAGCCCCAAACAAUGGUGACCCCAGUAGCCCUCAGACCUGAGAUCCUGGGUGGUAAUCAGCUGGUGAUCAUUGUGGGGAUUGUCUGUGUCACUAUCCUGCUGCUUCCUGUUCUGAUUUUGAUUGUGAAGAGGACCCACAGAAGUAAGAGCUCAGUGACAUCCACAACCCUGGUAAAAAGCCUGGAGAACAUAAAGAAGGCUGAUCCAGAGAAACACGUUUAUUCUUCAGUAGCCACACGGAUGCUGAUUGAGGAUGAAGAAUCAAACGGAAAAGCAGAGGCUACCUACAUGACCAUGCACCCAGUUUGGCCUUCUGUGAAAUCAGCACCAAAUAAUCCACUUGAAAAAAGUCAGCUGGGGGAAUUCUAAAACCAGAGCAAGACUUUUGAGAAGAAGCGAGAGUUCCUUUUGUCUUUAGCAGUGGCAGCGGCUCUCUCCUCUGUGUGUCCUGAGUUACUAUGCUGGUCAUUCUGGGACUCCUUGCUCCCUGUGUUGUUCUCUUGCCUCAUUGGUCAAAGGGCUGAAGAAGGAGGGUUCAGAACGUGGCAGAAAGACAGGACAGCUUGGGAGGAACAGGCCCGAUGGAGGGAAGCCUGCAUGCAGUCCUUUUGGACUGGGACACUGGCCCUGGGGACCGUGGCGGAGCUGCUAUGGCGGCCUCAAGCAUUCCAUUAGAUCCUCUGCUUCGACGGUGUUCUUCGUGAUGGGUUCCUGGGAAGAAGUGCAGAAAUAAACACCAACUCAAAUGAUUCCUUUGGCAGAUUAUCCCUAAAUAAACAUGGCUUGUGGAAAUCA